AAACAUAUACAGACAUACACAGACCUCGGACUCCCCUCUGUCCGCUCUCUCCCUCUGCCCCGGAGCCGUCCCCUCCUCCGGCGAGCGCGUCCACGGCGCAGCCACCCGGCGAACUGAGGAGCGCAGCGGCGUCCGGAGCGCGAGGGAACCGGCGCGGAGCAGGAGCCGCCGCUCGCCGGAGCGCUCGGCGGCGGCAGCAGCGGCCGGGACACCCUCGGCGGCCCCCGGGGCUUGGAGCAGCCGCGCCUGCUCCCGCCGGGGCCGGAGCGCGCGGAGCCGCCACCCCGCACGCUCCAGCGGCCCCUGCCACCCCUAUGAGACAAGCAGAAGCCGGGCCAAGGAGCCGGACGCUCGGCAGCUGGACUCCUCCGCAAGCCCAAGCGCCUCCUCCGCCCGCGCCCCUCCAGCGCCGGUGAAGCGAAAUGCAACCGCCACGCUCCUGCUGAAAGGGGAAGGGGCCGGCGCCAUCCCCUCGCUCGGAACUCGGCCCCCGCGGCGGCUGCGCGUCCGGGCCGCGGGCCCGCAGGUCCCCGGAGUGAACGCGAGGAGAAGGAGGCGAAGAAGCUGCCGGCCCGGGGUUGGCCGGGGCCGGGGAGGAGGGACGGGGCGGGGGGAGGGCGCGGGGGGCGGGGAAGGGGCCCCGGCGGAUAAAGAUGGCAAUGUCUCUCAUCCAAGCGUGCCGCAGUCUGGCUCUCUCAACAUGGCUGCUUUCCUUUUGUUUCGUGCAUCUGCUCUGCCUGGACUUCACCGUGGCUGAGAAGGAGGAAUGGUACACCGCCUUCGUGAACAUCACCUACGCGGAGCCCGCGCCGGACCCCGGGCCCGGAGUGGCGGGCGGCGGCGGCACGGAGCUGCACACGGAGAAGACUGAGUGCGGGCGCUACGGGGAGCACUCGCCCAAGCAGGACGCCCGCGGGGAGGUGGUCAUGGCCAGCUCGGCCCACGACCGCCUAGCCUGCGACCCCAGCACCAAGUUCGCCGCCCCAGCCCAUGGCAAGAACUGGAUAGCCCUCAUCCCCAAGGGCAACUGCACGUAUAGGGAUAAGAUUCGGAACGCGUUCCUGCAGAACGCCUCCGCGGUGGUCAUCUUCAACGUGGGCUCCAGCACCAACGAGACCAUCACCAUGUCCCAUGCAGGUGUAGAAGACAUCGUGGCAAUAAUGAUUCCUGAGCCAAAAGGGAAGGAGAUAGUAAGCCUGCUGGAAAGGAACAUCACGGUGACCAUGUACAUCACCAUUGGAACCCGGAACUUGCAGAAAUAUGUGAGCCGCACUUCGGUCGUGUUUGUCUCCAUCUCCUUCAUCGUCCUGAUGAUCAUAUCCCUCGCAUGGCUGGUCUUUUAUUAUAUCCAGAGGUUUCGAUAUGCAAAUGCCAGGGACAGGAACCAGCGCCGACUGGGAGAUGCAGCAAAGAAAGCGAUCAGCAAGCUCCAGGUCAGAACCAUCAAGAAGGGUGAUAAGGAAACAGAGCCCGAUUUUGAUAACUGUGCAGUUUGCAUCGAAGGGUACAAGCCCAAUGACAUUGUGCGGAUCUUGCCCUGCCGGCAUCUUUUCCACAAGUCCUGCGUUGACCCCUGGCUUCUAGACCAUCGCACCUGUCCCAUGUGCAAGAUGAACAUUCUUAAAGCCCUAGGGAUCCCGCCCAAUGCCGACUGCAUAGAUGACUUGCCCACCGACUUCGAGGGAUCUCUAGGAGGCCCACCCACCAACCAGAUCACAGGCGCGAGCGACACCACUGUGAAUGAAAGUUCAGUCACCCUGGACCCUGCCGUCCGGACAGUGGGAGCCUUGCAGGUGGUCCCGGAUACAGAUCCCAUCCCGCAGGAAGGAGAAGUCAUCUUUACCACUAACAUGGAAGAGAUAGAGGGAACCCGGGUAUUGGAAACAUUGACCAUGUGCAAAGACCUUGCAGAGAACUUUCAGGGCGAGCAGGAGCCAGCUGUAAGCAGUGAUUCUGACAUCUCGCUGAUUAUGGCAAUGGAAGUUGGACUGUCUGAUGUAGAACUUUCCACUGACCAAGACUGCGAAGAGGUUAAGUCUUGAAACGGUGACUAUAGAACAAAGGGGUGGUAGGACCCAAGGGGAAGGGAGGGAGGAGGACCUCAAGAAUUGGACCCGGCUACACACACCUCCAGAACCACUUGGUAACUCCACGGCGCUCCGCUCAAGAAUGGUAAUGAAAGCAAUAUCCAAAGUCACGUUAAUCAGGAAGCCGUCUCUCCAACUGUACAACAGUCCAUGGCCUUGGCAGCUGGGAAGUUGAAAGCUGAUUUUUCCCUCCCAUGUCCUUGUAGACACACUUCAGGAGCUCCUAAAACAGACCGAAAGGACAUGCUUAGGGCUUCUUAGUUUUAUUUCCUUUUCUUCCAGGUCUUGUUUUGUUGUUUGGGGAAUGUUGUUUGAUUUCUUUGGCAGUUUCUUUCUAAAGACUGUGUGCAGUUUACAUGAUGUCCACCCCUUCGGUUGACUCCAGCUUUUGUACAGAGUUCUGUUCGAAGCAGCAGUUCCUGCUGUGACCGGUUUGUACGUGGUCUCGGAGAUGAACGGCCUUGACCUCUCGGCAUGAAGUGUGCUUGGCUUUGGGACGUGCCUCAGCACCCCGAAACGGUCUAAGGCCAGCUUUCCUUAAGAAUCUAAGUUCUUUCAAGUGGAUCUUAAAGAUCCUAGCUGCCAGAGACCCCAACACUAAGCUCUGAAUCCACUGAGAUUACCACUCAUCAUUUGCAUUCACAUCACGCUGGCUCCCACUUGCCAGGCUCUGUUAAUGGCCCCCAGGACGUGAGAAGCAAGCUUCAUUUUUGCCUGGAUCUUACAGUGUUUGACUGAAAUUCCAAACUCAGAAGUCCCCUCUGGGCUGUAGCGCUGUUCUUCAUGACUGUAGGGCUUGUAGCUGGGACCGCAAGCCCGUUUUUAAGACCAGUCACCGCAUAUUCUUCCCAAAAGCAAAAUGUCUGUUAUAGUGGUGUCCGCAAGGCUGAAACCGUCUUUUGUUCUUGUUCCUUCCACAAGUAGCUUCUGUAGGUGAUGGAGGCUUCAGAAGAGACCCAGUCCUCUGGGAACCCUGUGUCAAACACACUGGGUUCUUCCAGGUGUGCAAGCACCUGGGUUUUCCUUUAAUCCCAACACACCUGGGUUAAACCUCACCAGACCUCAAGAAAGGGUUCAUGGGAAUCCUUGGCAGCUUGCUUCCUGGGCUCCCCAAGUACAUCUAAAUCUCAAGUGAGGAGGGACGUGUGAUCUGAUAAACCAUUUGGUCUAAAAAGUACAGCAUGGGGAAUUUGUUAACCAAGUCUCUCCUAACGGAGAGAGACAAAGAGGGAGAGGAAAAGAGGCAUCCAAUGGAUACUGAAACCCACCGGCAUUUUUAAACUACUUACGUUUUUAUUCUUUUUUUUUCUUUCUUUUUUUUUUUUUUUGGUAACUAUGACAGAGAUGUGCUAUUUUUCCAGUGGGGAAUUUUGUAAUUCGUUUAGACUAUCCCCAUGCAGAGAUGAGGAAGGCAGUGAAUGGUCUCCCCGGACAAUCACGGAUCACCUCACCCUCUGUCAGAAGGCGACGGCGGCUGCGUGGGUUCCUAAGAAGGAAGGCUUUUCUCACUGAGUCAUUUACAUCUUUAACAAGGCUUUUCCACCUCAUUACACUAAUACUCAUCCAAAAACCAGAGCUGGGCUGUGUCGUAAAUCGCUGCCUGCUGACACGUAGAGUGGAGGUCACGGGAGUGGAUGGCAGACUACUGGUCGCUCGCCCCCACCCCCACCCCCGCCACCUCCCCCCUCCCCUGCUCCCAUCUUUAAUGAUUUCCUAUUGGAUGCUUUCUAAGUAGGCAGCAAGGCAAGGAGAAUGAUGACCACCUUCAGAAAUGUCGCAGCUCUCUGGGAGUCUCACACUUCCUCUAAUGAAACCCAGAGUCAGUGUGCGAAGGCAGGCAAGGAGGAGCGAACUCAGCACUGAGCCGAAGUCCGGAGUCCGGGCUGAGUCACGUGUUUGCUGAGCCUCUCCUCUCCCUCUGCGAAAUGAAGGAGUUCCAUGAGAUGAUGACCAAGGCUCCUUCUGGCCUUGAGACUGCUAAUGAGCUUUUUGCCCUGGGAGGGGGGCAGCGGGGGGGGUGGGGUGUCCAUUUUUUGGCAGAUGGCGAUGACAUAUAGCUGACUUCGUACCUUGGGGAGGCAGUUUCUUGACACAUAAUGGACACGAAUGGCUUUGGUGCUGAGAAUGACUAUCGAGAUGAUUCAAGAUUGAAGUCCAAGUAGGAGUGGUUUAGUUUCGCCUGGUUUUAAAACAGCUGUUAGUCACAGAGUCUGUAAUGUCCGGAUACCUUCAAAUUCUAGUCCUCGGUCUGGGAUUCUUCGUCUCAGAGUGUUUCUUGUUCUUGAUCAGCAUAGCGUUACACUGUGUACCCUUGAGUCAGCUCUACCUGAAGCACACUUGGGUAUUCACUUAUGUCAAGUGGAAUUAGAAGGAUAAUCCAACAACAAAAGAAAUAAAAUUGUAUUCCAUACCCAGGAGAGAAAAUGACCUUUGCACUGCAUACUUCUCCAUAUGAUGAGUGUUGUCUCUUUUGGCCGGUGACCAGAUAAAUCAGGAAUCGGUUGCCUUUGUACACCACAACGUGGCCCCCCUAUAGGAUGCUGAAUAGAUGAGGAGGGGCCUGGAGCAGGGUGAGGGGCAUCUGAGUGGGCUUUUACCCCAAGGAGGUUCUGCUGCAAAAUCCCUGAGCCUAGGAGGCUCUCCAUUUACCAAAGGUUUGUUUUCAGAGGAUUUUCUUGUGGCUUUGGUGGUUUAAAAAAAAAAAAAAAAAAAGUUCAACCAGCAUAGAAGCGUUUAAAAGAAAUGAAAAACUUCUCCCAUAGCCUUCUUCACCACCACCUGCCCCACCCACCCCAAAGAGUAAAUUCUGAGCUGGGAACCCUCUAGAAGCAUAUGCAAACUUCAUGCAUAUUUACAGAUGCGCAUUCCUCUAUAAUGAGUGUCCAGACCAGCACUAUCUAAUAGAAAUAUAAUGCAAGUCACUCAUGUAAAUUUUACAUUUUCUACUGGCUACAUUUUACAAAGGAAAGAGGAAUGCUUUAAAAUAAUUUUAAUGAUAUAUGUAAUCUUUUUGUUUCAAUGUGUAAAAAGCAUAAAUGAAAUCUUGUACAUUCUUUUUUGUACGAAAUCCUCUAAACCCAUAGUGUGUUUAAGCUCCCAGAACGCCUCAUUUUGGGCGAGCUACAUCUCCAGCCCUGUGUCAACAGCCACAUGUGGCCCAUGGCUCCCAGCUGGGUAGCACAGGUGCAGAGCUGCUCCAGCAUUCUCGCAAGAUCCCCUGACCCUGGCAAAGAAAAAAAAAAAAGUUAAAACCUAAUUACCUCCAGAGAGAACUAGACUCCACCCAAGUUGCCUAAUGAGAGCCCCAAAGAUCUGUUUGUUUUAUGACAAGUAAAUAGUCAGGCCAUGCUUUUUUGAAAUUUCUGCCUGACCUUUCUCACCAUACACUGAUGUCCAUUACUAUUACCAUUACUUUGCUGACCUAUUUUUUUUUUUUUUUAAAGUCACACAAACCAUGUUGAUUUGGUGCUGAAAUGAAAUUGUCUCCCUCACUUCUAUGACAAACCCUUAGACUGGUAUGUGGCCCUCGGGAGCCAAAAAGAAUUCCAUCCAACUUCACCUCAACCCCUAGUUCUCCUGCUUCCAGACUGGCCAAAGGCCUUUUCCCAGUGCCAGUGCUCCCGGGGGAUUUGAGAGGGAAAAGUGGGAAGUUACAUACUGACUCCAGGUACAAGACUCUGAGUAGCCUUAUGGAGAAGAAGUCUUUGGGGUUGUGACCACCCAGCCCUAUUGGGUGAAUCGUGAUAGCUGCCCGCUGCCAGCUCUCAGCUCGGAAGUCAGCAUCCUCUCACCCCAAGGCUGUGGGCAAGAGAGGGAGCAUUUCCAUUCCCUCAGGAGAACGGAGAGUCACCUCUGGGAAUUGCCUCUUCCAUGUGACUGAUCCUCUGAGAGGAACUGAGCCCUGAUCAUGAAUACAGCAGCUAACCAUUGAUUUCGUCUCCAGAGCUUGGUUACCCCUGAAAUAGUAACCUAGGCAGGAAGAAGGGGAGUUGGGAGAAGCAGAAAGGGAAUAGCAGAGGGCCGCCUGGCUGGCUCAGUCGGUAAAGCAAGCGAUUCUUGAUCUUGGGGGUGUGAGUUCGAGCCCCACAUUGGAUGUAGAGAUUACUUUUUAAAAAUCCUUAAAAAAAAAAAAAAAAGAGUGGCAAAAUCCACCUACCUUUUCUGACAUCACCUUGUCAUGAUGGUAACCAUGGAGGCAAAUCCCUGCCCAAAGAUUGUUUUCAGUAUUUCCCUCAUUCUGGACAUUCACGGGUCUGGGUUUGGUUAUGUCAGAAACUACGGUGCCUGGGGGCUGCUUCAGACCGUGCUGACAUCCCUACGGCCACCAGACCUUCAGAACCAAAAAUGGUGACAGAUAGCCUGACAUGGGGUUCUUUUUUAUGUAUAAGUUGUGUUUAGCUGAAAAUUACUGCAGAGCAUAAAAAAAUAAGUGGCAUUUAGUUAUCCAUGGAGUUCAUCACCUUGAUUGAACACAAAGAAAUCUCAUUAAUCAAAACUCUUUCAGAAAAUCUGAGAUACGGAGUCACAUCCUCUGUGGAGCAAGGACCCAGCCGCCUGUGGUACUGUGGCCCCUGCAGCAAUUUCCAGUGGCAUUUUUUAAUAUGGUGGAGCUUUGAUCUCUUUCCCUUUUUCCCUGUAUGUGUGUGUGUGUGUGUGUGUGUAUCUGGCUUUCAUUGACUGCUGUCUCUUUCUGUACACACACCUACACACAACCUUUUCCCAUCUUUUGGGACAAAAAAACCUUGGAUCUGUAGCUUUGGAUCUGUAGACUUACCGUUAUUGUGAAUACCAUAGUUACUGUUGUUGGUGUUUUUCUUGUUUUAUUGUGUGGCAGUGUCUAUAUUUGCACUUCUGAUGAGGAAAACCAGUUUACUCUAAAGGCAAAUUAACUUCCUCCGAAAUGGAGUUAGCCGUUUUCGCUUCUCCUAGCACUAAUUUCAUCACAGACCGCUAUAGCUAUUGCUUUUUUUUUUCAGGCUCCCUUGCCAAUAAAGUCUCCUAGGCAGAUAAUGGCCAAGUCACAACUCCAGAAUGCUCUUGAGAUCUGUUAUGUUCUACCUUGAGCAUUUGUGACCUUCCUAGUCCACCAGAGGCCCCUGGGGUUAAGAUUUCUUAGAAAAAUGUCAAGUAGCCAGACCAUAUCCCAUGUCCACUCAUGCUUCUUAACUCUGCUUCUUAGCCCAAGAACUUCCUCUUUGUUAAGGAAUCCGAGGGCCAUUUCUUCCUUAAGACUGAAAAAGAGACACAAAGAAACCAUUCUUCUAAGGUGAGGGAGAAGGUUCCCUGCACAGUGCUGUGUGUCACAGACAUGUAACUGACGAUGGCAGGAGGUGGGAAUACCAGCCUGCAGGAAGUGAGAAGGGAUGGCUGGACAUGAGCAUGGGCACUCUUUCCAAAUAAAUGCUCAUCCCUUAGGGUUAGAGCUGACCCCAUGUUUUUGGGUAUGUGUGUGUGUGUUUCAAGGAGUUUAACACUCAUGAGUUAAAACACUCAUGGUUGCAAAGAAGGUUGGGUUGUCUGAAAGAUAAAUUAAUUCUGAGAAGCAAAAUGAGUUUCUCAGCAUCACGUACCUCUUCUCUUUGCCUUCUUGUCUCCCCAUCUCACAGCUCCAGGCCCUUUGUAAUAGGAGCAGCAAUUUGUAAAAAAAAAAAAUAAUAAUAAUAAUCCAUAGAUUGGUCGCCACGCUUCCACUUUGACCCUUGUGAUGACACGAAAUUAUCCCAAAACGAAAGAGGUGAUUCCGGGUCCUAUACGUAGAUCCUUAUUUAUCAAAUCAUUUAAGGACAAAACCUGCUUUUUGUACAAAGAACCCGAUGAGGUCACUCGCAUCUCUCUUUAUCACCCUGUGAACUGUCUGCCUCAAUCAAGUGGCUUUUUCAGGAAUCUCAGUGAUCAAAGACCUUUUCAUCCUUGUGCUCCUCUUGAUUGAUGUUUGUACUUACUACAGAGCUAUUCGCUCCCUGAGAAAUGUUUGUUGAUGAUAAUGAUGAGGCAAGAACCAGUCUCUUAAGGGGUCCCGGGUCUGUACAGAGCAAGGGAGAACUUCUGGGGAGAAGGUAGCUAGCUCCACCCACGGUAUCCAGAACCGCUGCUGGCGGAAUGUCUGUGGUCUUGUCCUCCUUACUGAAUUGAAAGGCUUAGAGAAGCAGGAAAAUGUGAGGACCAUGUGUGCUAUGUAAACCAAAGACCGAUCACCAUCCAAAUGGACACAUGUUCUUCCAUUGCCUCAUUUAAUUUUCUCCUAACGGUCUCGUAAAUAAAAGUGAAUGUGGGUUGCCUAGUCAGACGAAACUGUGAAACCUUAUGGGGUUUUCUCUUGCAGGCUGGAGAUGGCCCUUACUAAAUCCAGAAAUCUAAAAAAACAAAAA
Mustela erminea (ermine) is the source of this 8455-nucleotide messenger RNA. It is a transcript of the gene RNF150, whose product is annotated as ring finger protein 150. The record is from RefSeq and is a predicted model, not a curated record. The coding region runs from base 654 to 2042 and encodes 462 amino acids. NCBI's taxonomy places the organism in Eukaryota, Metazoa, Chordata, Mammalia, Carnivora, Mustelidae. The transcript has 8 exons.